Messenger RNA from Callithrix jacchus (white-tufted-ear marmoset), 3679 nucleotides. It is a transcript of the gene CDCA7L, whose product is annotated as cell division cycle associated 7 like. The record is from RefSeq and is a predicted model, not a curated record. Gene Ontology annotation, cellular component: nucleus. Gene Ontology annotation, biological process: regulation of DNA-templated transcription. Lineage: Eukaryota; Metazoa; Chordata; Mammalia; Primates; Cebidae.
CGCCUGCGAAAAGAAGUUCAGUGGCUGCGAAGUUGAAACAGUGAUAAGAGCCACGAGGCUCAGCGACGCGGCGCCGAGCGGGCAGCGCGACGCGCUCCCCCUGUCCCAGGCGCGGAGUGCGCCCCUCCCGGGUCCCGCCCGAGCUCCGGGCGGAGCGUGCUGGCUGCUCGGCCCCGGGGAGUUCUCGGUGCGUCUGGCCCGUGGCGAGGCCCGGCUCCCGUGGCAGAGUGCUUGGAGGAGACUGGAGCCUCUUUAGGAAGAAUGGAGUUGGCUACUCGCUACCAGUGAAGAAGAAUUCAGGCUGAUUCCACCUUAACUUGUUGACCAAACAGCAGCACCGCUAAAAAAAGAGACAGCCAGACCUUACAUGCUUUCCAAAGGAAGAACGUCUACAAACACUUAAGCAGUCUUGGCAAAAGCAAGCAAACUAGAAGUGAGCCUCCAGAUUGAACUCCCAAAUUAUAGAAAACCCAAAUGAGCCUGUUAAACACCACCUUGGGCUGCAAAAAAAAAAAAAAAUAACUUCAGACUUGGGCAAACUUCACAGUCAAAUUACCCAGUUUCUUCGCAAAUAAACUGCAAGAGAAAAAUAAAGGAGCGAUGAGAAGAGAUUUAUGAGCCAUGUUGAUCAGUGUGUGACUCUUACUUGGAUCAUGAUGCAGAUAAACUCAGCUUUUAAAAAAUGAGGCAGAAGAAUUGUGAACACAGACUGCGCAUUUGAUGAUGCUGCGGAGUGACAUGAUCCCUAAAGAAGUGGCUGAUAUCUUUAACGCCCCCAGUGAUGAUGAAGAGUUCGAGGGCUUCCGAGAUGAUGUUCCCAUGGAAACCCUCUCGUCAGAGGAGAGCUGCGAUAGUUUUGACUCACUGGAGUCAGGGAAACAGCAGGAUAUGCGCUUUCAUUCCAAAUACUUCACGGAAGAGCUAAGAAGAAUUUUUAUAGAGGACACUGACUCAGAGACUGAGGAUUUUACAGGAUUUACACAGAGUGAUCUGAAUGGAAAGACUAACCCAGAAGUAAUGCUCGUGGAGUCAGAUUUGAGUGACGACGGCAAAGCAUCUUUGGUGAGUGAGGAAGAGGAAGAUGAAGAAGAUAAGGCUACCCCAAGAAGAAGCAGGUCUCGAAGAGGUAGUAGUAUUGGUCUUCGAGUAGCCUUUCAGUUCCCCACCAAGAAGCUGGCCAACAAACCAGAUAAAAACAGUUCUUCUGAGCAGCUGUUUUCUAGCUCAUGCUUACAGAGUGAGAAAAAAGCAGUUCUUGGAAGAAAGAAAGGCCGUAGACAGGUGAUACAAAGGGAAGAUUCUACUUCUGAGUCUGAGGAUGACUCUCGGGAUGAGAGCCAGGAGAGUUCGGAUGCUCUGCUGAAGAGGACCAUGAACAUCAAGGAGAACAAAGCCAUGCUUGCUCAGUUAUUGGCGGAAUUGAACUCAAUGCCAGAUUUCUUCCCAGUACGAACCCCGACCUCAGCUUCUAGGAAGAAAACAGUGAGGCGGGCCUUCUCAGAGGGACAGAUCACACGGCGCAUGAACCCGACCCGGAGUGCGCGGCCUCCUGAGAAGUUUGCUCUAGAGAACUUCACUGUCUCAGCCGCCAAAUUUGCAGAAGAGUUUUACAGUUUCCGAAGAAGGAAGACAAUUAGUGGGGGGAAAUGCCGGGAGUAUAGACGACGUCACCGUGUAUCUUCUUUUCGGCCAGUGGAGGAUAUCACUGAAGAGGACUUAGAAAAUGUUGCCAUAACUGUUCGAGAUAAAAUCUAUGAUAAAGUUCUGGGUAACACAUGCCAUCAGUGUCGACAGAAGACCAUCGACACCAAGACGGUGUGUCGGAACCAGGGUUGUGGUGGUGUGCGGGGACAGUUCUGUGGACCAUGCCUGCGGAACCGCUAUGGGGAGGAUGUCAGAUCAGCAUUGCUGGACCCGGAUUGGGUGUGUCCUCCCUGUCGUGGGAUCUGCAAUUGCAGCUACUGUCGGAAGCGUGAUGGCCGUUGUGCCACAGGGAUCCUCAUUCAUCUGGCGAAGUUUUAUGGUUAUAACAAUGUUAAGGAAUAUCUGGAGAGCUUACAGAAGCAGCUGGUAGAAGACAAUUAAGAGGAAAAUGGAACUAGCCACCUCGCCAUAGACGACUCCAGUGAGACAUGCAUACCAUUUGUGCCUAAGAUUUUUUACAGUUGUGUUUUUAUAUAGAAAUUCUUCAUAGAGAUUACUGUUUCUAAAUACUAUUUUUUAAAAAGAUUGUUUAUAUGCUUACAGAGAUUUCUCAGGAAGACAACAGAGCAGAGGAAUCUAUAUAGUUGUAUACACAGACCUGUUUGUUUGUAUGCUGUAUUUUGUUAAAAGUAUCUGCCAAUGAUUAAAAAGCACAAUUUAAACUUUAAACAGAGUGGAGUUAAAGUUCAGGUAAGUUAGAAAGCAUUGUAUGAGCAGCUCCUGAUGAUCUUUCACUUCCCAGACAGUAACUCCAGGCCAAGUUUGAACAGGGGUCCUAUAUCCUUUAGUUUGCUGUAGCAUGAGUGACCACAGUUCAGCACACCACAGGUACCAUUUAACCUGCUCUGGGUCAUUGGAAAUUUAUACUGAACAAAGUGCAGUUUAACCACAGAACAUGAGUACUACAGUUUUAUUGUUAUUAAAAGUUGACGGAACAGAAGGGGACCAUCAAUGUUGUAGACACUGGAGGGCUCGGGGUACCAGCCUUUAUCUUCAGGACUCACCUGGGGCCUGCUGCUUCUAUAUUUUGAAAAGAAUAUAGGGGGUAAUAAUUUUUAAUUUAAUUUCCUGUUUAAAAGUCCCCCUUCUUUUUUUUGUGGCUGCAUUGCUUUUUUUAGUUGUAUAUUUAGAUGUACUUAUGGAGUCUCAUUCUGUCCCCUAAGCUGGAGUGCAGUGGCACCAUCUCAGGUCACUGCAACCUACCAGUUUCAUGUGAUUCUUUUGCCUCAGCCUCCGCAUAGCUGGGAUUACAGUUACAUGCCACGCUAAUUUUUUGUGAAUACAGGGUUUCACCAUGUUAGCCAGGAUUGUCUCGAACUCCUGACCAAGUGCUGGUAUUACAGGCGUGAGCCACCGUGCCUGGCCUCAGAUGUACUUUUUUGUCUUGAGGGAGCUAUGGGGUUUUAGAGGGAAAGCUACAAUGGACAUAGAUUCGGUCUCUACUAUUUUUUCUGCAUUUGCUGAUUUUUCUCUCCCCUUUACUUUUUAAGGAUAGUGUUGAAAAAAAAGAGAAUGCAUUGUGUGAGGUACUAAAACCUUAUAAUAGGAUACAUUAAGGUGCAUAGGAACAGUGCAGCAACACAAUAGAAAAUCCUCACUGCACUCCAGCCGAGGCUAGAGGAAUGCCAGUGUUAUCUUACGCUUCUAGCAGCAGAGCCACUCCAGCCAGAACCCAUUUUGCAGUCUUCUCUUUGCUUUUCAGCCUGAAGGUCCAGAUGUAGCUAGGGCCUCUCAGUUUGGUUCUGUACACUGGACAGUCGUAGGUUUGUCUGGUUUCUUGUCUGUCCACAAGGGUGGCCUUUGCAAAGAUGACCGGCAUUGUGCAUGUCAGCUCCUUGAGACGGGCUUCGACAAUGGUUCCUGAGUGGGUGUCCCAUCGGGCGCCUAUGGCAAACACACAACGGUUGCAAUUGUGUGGCAUGUUGCUACUGAUGAUCUAGUUGUUUGAUGCAAUAAACAUUCUGGUUUUGUCACA